Molecule: messenger RNA, 5626 nt
Organism: Molossus molossus (Pallas's mastiff bat)
Lineage: Eukaryota; Metazoa; Chordata; Mammalia; Chiroptera; Molossidae
Gene: DHX57
Product: DExH-box helicase 57
Exons: 25
Coding region: 87-4241 (1384 amino acids)
Cellular component (GO): intracellular anatomical structure
Molecular function (GO): ATP binding; RNA binding; metal ion binding
Source: RefSeq, a predicted model, not a curated record
UGUCGGGGUGCGUGGUCUGCGCGGCGUUCUGUUGUCAGCGUGCAGACCCUCCUACCGCCUCCUGUCCCGAGGCGGGGCCGGUGAAAAUGAGUUCUUCUGUAAGAAGAAAAGGCAAGCCAGGCAAAGGAAGUGGAAAAGGGUCUUCGAGAGGAGGAGGAAGAGGAGGCAGGAGUCACUCUAAUAAAUCUCACGGGGGUGGCAGUGGUGGUAGUGGCAGUGGUGGCAAUAGAAAGGCCUCAAGUAGAAUUUGGGAUGAUGGCGAUGACUUUUGUAUCUUCAGUGAAUCAAGGGCCUCUGCCAGACCUAGCAACAGUAGCAUAAGAAAAGGAGGAGAAGCACACUCCAAAUGGAAGCCCAAAGCCAAAGUGCCCUUACAGACUCUACAUAUGACUUCUGAGAAUCAAGAGAAAGUGAAAGCUCUUCUCCGAGACCUGCAAGAACAAGAUGUCGAUGCUGGAUCAGAGAGAAGCAUUUCUGGGGAGGAGGAAGAUGAUGAGCCUGAUUGUGAUGAUGCACAGUACUGGUCUGCUGGACGAGAAGCUUCCCUUGUUCCCGACUCUGAUCCUUUGGAAUAUGCUGGCUCAUGCCUGGUGGAGCCUCAUAAUCCAGAGUUUACGGUCUCAACAUUUGCCAUGCAAAAACUUUCCAGGUAUGGUUUCAACACAGAGCGCUGUCAGGCAGCCCUGAGGGUUUGUGGUGGAGAUGUGGGGGCAUCACUAGAACAUCUACUCACCCAGUGUUUUUCUGAGACGUUUGGAGAGAGGAUGAAGGUCUCUGAGGCAGUUGCACACAUAAGCGUGGAUGAGUGUGUGGAACAGCGGCAGGAAGAGGCAUUUGCUCUCAAGUCAAUCUGUGGAGAAAAAUUCAUAGAAAGGAUUCAGAACAGAGUCUGGACCAUUGGAUUAGAACUGGAGUAUUUGACAAGUAAAUUCUGCAAAUCCAAGCAAAAGGAAAGUAUCAAAAAUGUACAAGAGACUUCACUUGAAGUUUGUAAAUUUUACCUCAAAGGAAAUUGUAAAUUUGGAUCAAAAUGCAAAUUUAAGCAUGAAGUGCCCCCAAAUCAGAUUGUUGGAAGAGUGGAAAGAAGUGUUGAUGAUUCUCAUCUUAAUGCUGACGAAGAUGCAUCUUUUUUAUAUGAACUUGAAAUUCGUUUUUCUAAAGACCACAAAUACCCCUACGAAGCUCCCCUUGUGGCAUUUUAUUCCACCAAUGACAAUCUACCUCUGGCUUGUCGUUUACAUAUUUCUGAGUUCCUUUAUGGCAAGGCCUUGACAUUUGCAGAAACUUCAGAACCUGUUGUGUAUUCUUUGAUUACUCUUUUAGAGGAAGAAUCAGAAAUAGUCAAUUUACUAACAAAUACCCAUCACAAGUACAGUGUCCCUCCAGUGAACUUUCUGCCAAUAUGCUCUGGGACCAGAAUACAUAAUCCUGUCUGUCAUAAACCAGUGAUUCCAAAUAAUUCUUUUGUUUCAAGUCGAAUUCCAGAAGUUGAAAAAGAAUCAGAACCUGAGGAGGAGACAGAUGAGGAUGAAGGUCCUGCACCAGUUGUAGUGGAGAAUGAAAGCUAUGUGAACCUUAAGAAAAAGAUUUCCAAAAGAUAUGACUGGCAGGCAAAAUCAGUACAUGCUGAAAAUGCUAAAAUCUGCAAGCAGUUCCGAAUAAAACAGGCUUCCAGGCAGUUCCAAUCUAUUCUGCAAGAAAGACAAUCACUCCCUGCUUGGGAAGAAAGAGAAACUAUUCUUAAAUUGUUGAGCAAGCACCAAGUACUUGUUAUAAGUGGUAUGACUGGAUGUGGGAAAACCACUCAGAUUCCACAGUUUAUACUGGAUGAUUCUCUGAACGGACCACCAGAGAAGGUGGCUAACAUCAUCUGUACCCAACCCCGACGAAUCUCUGCAAUCUCUGUUGCUGAACGUGUUGCUAAAGAGAGAGCAGAAAGGGUGGGUCUGACUGUGGGAUACCAGAUCCGCUUGGAGAGUGUCAAGUCCUCAGCCACCAGACUGUUGUACUGCACCACAGGAGUGCUGCUGAGAAGGCUAGAAGGAGAUACAGCUCUGCAAGGAGUCACCCAUAUUAUUGUUGAUGAAGUUCAUGAGAGGACAGAAGAGAGUGACUUCUUGUUGCUAGUUUUGAAAGACAUUGUGUUGCAGAGACCAACUCUCCAAGUUAUUUUGAUGAGUGCAACUUUAAACGCGGAGCUCUUUUCAGAGUAUUUCAAUUCCUGCCCAGUUAUUACUAUACCAGGUCGUACGUUUCCUGUUGAUCAGUUUUUUCUGGAAGAUGCAAUUGCUGUGACAAGGUAUGUAUUACAGGAUGGGAGCCCAUAUAUGCGCUCCAUGAAACAGAUGGCAAAGGAGAAGCUUAAAGCAAGGCGCAACAGAACUGCGUUUGAAGAGGUAGAGGAAGACCUGAGGCUUGGCCUGCACAUCCAGGAUCAGGAUUCUGUCAAAGAUGCAGUGCCAGACCAACAGUUAGAUUUUAAGCAGCUCUUGGCCCGCUAUAAAGGGGUUAGCAAAUCAGUCAUCAAAACAAUGUCCGUCAUGGAUUUUGAAAAGGUUAAUCUUGAAUUAAUAGAGGCCUUGUUAGAAUGGAUUGUAGGUGGAAAGCACUCCUACCCCCCAGGUGCUAUACUUGUAUUUUUACCAGGAUUGGCAGAAAUCAAAAUGCUUUAUGAACAGCUACAGUCUAAUUCUCUUUUCAACAACAGACGUAGUAAUCGAUGUGUUGUUCACCCACUUCAUUCAUCUUUAUCCAGUGAAGAGCAGCAGGCUGUGUUUAUAAAACCUCCUGUAGGUGUGACUAAGAUUAUAAUUUCCACCAACAUUGCUGAGACAUCCAUAACCAUCGAUGAUGUUGUCUAUGUCAUCGAUUCUGGGAAAAUGAAAGAAAAGAGAUAUGAUGCCAGCAAAGGGAUGGAAAGUCUCGAAGAUACUUUUGUCUCUCAAGCCAAUGCUCUGCAAAGAAAAGGUCGAGCAGGUCGUGUUGCUUCUGGGGUCUGCUUCCAUUUAUUCACUAGCCAUCACUUCAGUCACCAGCUUUUAAAGCAGCAGCUACCAGAAAUUCAGAGAGUGCCAUUGGAACAGCUCUGUCUAAGAAUUAAAAUUUUAGAGAUGUUUAGCACUCAUAAUCUCCAAUCUGUGUUCUCUCGGCUCAUCGAACCGCCACAUCCUGAUUCCCUCCGUGCCUCAAAAAUACGAUUACGAGACUUGGGAGCAUUAACUCCAGAUGAAAAACUGACCCCCCUAGGGUAUCACUUGGCCUCUCUGCCUGUGGAUGUGAGAAUUGGCAAACUGAUGCUGUUUGGGUCUAUCUUCCGCUGUUUGGAUCCUGCUCUCACCAUUGCUGCUAGUUUGGCUUUUAAGUCUCCUUUUGUGUCUCCCUGGGAUAAAAAAGAAGAAGCUAACCAGAAGAAGUUAGAAUUUGCAUUUGCAAACAGUGAUUAUCUGGCCCUUCUACGAGCAUACAAGGGAUGGCAGCUAAGUAUGAAAGAAGGUAUGCGUACAAGUUAUAAUUACUGCAGACAGAACUUCUUGUCAGGAAGAGUUCUUCAGGAAAUGGCCAGCCUCAAACGACAAUUCACUGAACUGUUAUCAGAUAUAGGCUUUGUGAAGGAGGGACUCAGAGCCAGGGAAAUUGAGAAAAGGGCCCUAGGGGGAGAUGGUAUCCUGGAAGCCACAGGAGAAGAGGCAAAUUCAAAUGCCGAGAACCCCAAGCUGAUAUCAGCAAUGCUGUGUGCUGCUCUGUAUCCAAAUGUAGUUCAGGUGAAAAGCCCUGAAGGGAAAUUUCAGAAGACCAGUACCGGAGCUGUCAAAAUGCAACCAAAAUCAGAUGAGCUGAAGUUUGUUACCAAGAACGAUGGAUAUGUGCACAUUCACCCUUCAUCAGUGAACUAUCAGGUCAGACAUUUCGACAGCCCCUACCUGCUGUACCACGAGAAGAUCAAAACUAGUCGGGUGUUCAUCCGAGACUGCAGCAUGGUGUCUGUGUACCCACUGGUCUUGUUCGGAGGAGGCCAAGUGAAUGUGCAGCUUCAAAGGGGAGAGUUCGUUGUCUCCUUGGAUGAUGGUUGGAUUCGUUUUGCAGCUGCUUCCCAUCAGGUGGCUGAACUGGUGAAGGAGCUGCGGUGUGAACUUGACCAGCUCCUCCAGGACAAGAUCAAGAACCCGAGCAUAGAUCUGUGUACAUGUCCUCGAGGGUCUCGGAUCAUCAGCACAAUUGUGAAGCUUGUCACCACACAAUAGAGUCCACUCUUAGGAGAGUGCUGGCUACGCACCUGCUUCUUGUUCACCUGGGAAAUAGCAGCGGCAUCUCUACCUCGAACUAAAGCUCCGUGCUGGGCUGGCCCUGAGGAAGGAGCCCAGGGCCUGCACUGCUGUCAGCUGAGGCACCUCCUCCGUUAGGGGAAUUUUCCAGGCCAAGUAUUUCUGGCAAAGCCGUGGGCACUGCCAGCACAAUCAGAGUGUCGUGGCUCAACUGGGAGAAGUUAGAAGAAAAAAAAUCAUGUGAGCAAGAGAGAUUAAAAUUGCAUUUUAGGCUAUUGGCUGCAGAGUAAACUUGAGGUGUGAGGGAUUUUUAUUUUUACUCAUUCAAGGUAAGCCUUAAAAACAAACUUAAUGAGCUCUUAUUUGUCAUUAAAAUGUGAGCUGGUCUCAUCCUUAACACUCUGAUUCUUAAAGGCAGAACAGUCUGGGUGUCUUUAUUCUCCUUUAGGCUUUCCGUCUAGAAAUCUUGACUCUCUUUUCUGGAUUCACCCACGUCUAAUGGCCACGUUUCAGUUACCCACAAGGGAAUGUUAAUGGUGUUCUCAGAGCAGAGUAGGCAUGGUUGAAGUAGAAGAGGCUGCCAUGCUGGUGUCAGAUUUACAGCCAUAAAAGUACCUUCCAUGAGACUGCUCGUUUCAACCACCACUGAGGUUAAUGGGCACUGGCAUUUUGAAAAAAUAGGAAUGCAUUUACAUUUCCCUGGGCCUUCAUCAGGGUGGCCAGGAAGAAUCCCAAAGAACUGAGUGGAAAAAAAAUAUUCUUGUGUUUGUCUAGCCCUCAGGUUUCAUACUAUAGAUAGGAUUCAAACUAAUCGAGAAAAACCACCUCAGUGAAGGGUGUUUACUUUUUAAGAUUUUAUUUUAGUUAAGUUUCCAGGAAACCUCGUAGACUGUCCAAAUUGAUCAUUAUCAGGUGUAUUUCAGCUUCAGUGCACUUAUGCAUAGGACAUACAGUAUCCAAGUCCUGACUUGCUGUUGAAACAAGGCUUAUAUUACAGACGUGAUUAGGCUGGGACAUUUAGAAGAAAUGAAGGCGAAAACUGCACUAAGACUAAAAAAGUUUUUUAAAGCCAGUUUUGACUCAUGGUGCUGUGACGUAGCCCAUGCUGCCCUCGCUAGAGCCAUGGGGACUCAACACAAGUUUGCAGCAGCGCACACAGCCGGGGGAUGGUUAGCAGCAAGACCUUCCACUCAGGGCUGGAAAUUGCUCCCCUCAGGGAAGCUACUCUUGGGCUGGUUACUUGCAGCCACUUACAAAUGCACAAUCCUAUCAUUUUAUACAUGUGCCAGAAUGUGAAAAACGUUGGGACACCCUGACUGAAGGCACAGAAUAAGAAAAUCCUCACCCCCAAAACUAUUAAAAUU